UCGAGGAGGCGCUCUCACACACACAGUUUCCUCCUCCCCUGCCGCUGCUCCUCCUGCCUCGUCGCUCGUAUAAAAACCUUUGGACUACACAGCUGAAGGGGAAAAGCAUUAUUUGUUCCCCCCCCUCUCUGUUUUGACAGGAUGAACAACAGUUUUUUAAACAUGGCGUCGAUAGGUGACUUCGACCCGCUCAACGCGUCUAUUCCUGCCACCAAAGUUGAAAUCACGGUGUCCUGCAGAAACCUGCUGGACAGGGACACCUUCUCCAAAUCAGACCCAAUUUGUGUUCUCUACACACAAGGCAUGGGCAACAAGGAGUGGAGAGAGUUUGGGAGAACAGAGGUGAUUGACAACACAUUAAACCCAGACUUUGUGCGAAAAUUCAUUUUGGACUACUUCUUUGAAGAGCGACAGAACCUACGAUUUGACUUGUAUGAUGUUGACUCCAAGAGUGCCAACCUGUCAAAACACGAUUUUCUGGGCCAGGCCCACUGUACUCUCGGAGAGGUGGUUGGAUCUUUGGGCAGUCGCUUGGAAAAAGCUCUAGGGGGGAUUCCUGGAAAGAAAUGUGGGACUAUUAUUGUGAAAGCAGAGGAGCUGAACAACUGCAGGGAAUCAGUGAUGAUGCAGUUCUGUGGGAACAAGUUGGACAAAAAGGAUUUCUUUGGCAAGUCUGACCCAUUCCUGGUCUUUUACAGGAGCAAUGAGGAUGGAACGUUCACCAUCUGUCACAAGACAGAGGUGGUGAAGAACACUUUGAACCCAGUGUGGCAGGCCUUUAAGAUCCCUGUGCGAGCUCUCUGCAAUGGUGACUAUGACAGGACAAUCAAGGUUGAGGUGUAUGACUGGGACAGAGAUGGCAGUCAUGACUUUAUCGGAGAGUUCAGCACCAGCUACAGAGAACUAUCGAGAGGGCAGAGCCAGUUCAACGUCUAUGAGGUGGUAAAUCCAAAGAAGAAAGGGAAGAAGAAAAAAUACCUGAACUCUGGAACGGUAACACUGCUGUCAUUCCUGGUGGACAUUGAAGUCACUUUCCUGGACUACAUCAAAGGAGGGACCCAGAUUAACUUCACCGUGGCCAUUGAUUUCACAGCUUCCAAUGGAAACCCAGCUCAGCCCACCUCACUCCACUACAUGAGUCCCUACCAGCUAAAUGCUUAUGCAAUGGCUCUGAAGGCAGUGGGAGAGAUCAUCCAGGACUACGACAGCGAUAAGAUGUUCCCCGCGCUUGGCUUUGGCGCCAAGCUGCCACCGGACGGACGGGUCUCCCAUGAGUUUGCUUUGAAUGGGAAUCCUCAGAAUCCAUACUGCACAGGGAUCGAAGGUGUGAUGGAAGCCUACUAUCAGAGUCUGAAAUCAGUGCAGCUCUAUGGCCCCACCAACUUCUCCCCUGUCAUCAACCAUGUGGCCAGGUAUGCAGCUUCAGUGAAGGAUGGCUCCCAGUACUUUGUGCUUCUCAUCAUCACAGAUGGCGUCAUCUCAGACAUGGCCCAGACCAAGGAGUCUAUUGUCAAUGCCUCCUGUCUGCCAAUGUCCAUCAUCAUUGUGGGGGUAGGACCUGCAGAAUUUGAUGCCAUGAUUGAGUUGGAUGGUGAUGAAGUCAGAAUUUCAUCCAGAGGAAGAUACGCCGAGAGAGACAUUGUUCAGUUUGUGCCAUUCAGAGACUACAUCGACCGAACAGGGAACCACAUCCUGAGCAUGGCCCGCCUCGCCAAAGACGUCUUGGCCGAGAUCCCCGAUCAGUUCCUCUCCUACAUGAGGACCCGUGGGAUAAAGCCAUCGCCUGCACCGCCUCCCUACACGCCACCGGGCCAACUGCUCCAAACCCAAAUAUGAGCUGCGAGGCAUAGAAGGGUUUCCGGAGUCAGGGUUUUAAACUGAACUGACUUAGCGCUCUAAAUACUUCCAUUUCCUCAAAGCCACUCUCCAGGUCUGGUCCUUGUGGGUCACGGUGGUCUUUCUUGUGUCCAGGAAGCUGCAUGUCGGGGGCCAAGAGAGAGUGAUGCUUUCAAAGGCAGGAAAAGCCAAUGAGAGUCUGUUUACUUCCGCGACUGUCAAGCAUUCCUCUUGCUAUCUGAUUUUUUUUUUUUGUUUGUUUUUUAAAUGCCUGGGAAACUUCUUGAUCAGUGUUUGGAGGGAUUUUGGAAUGUGUGGAUUCAAGCUGGAAAUGAUCUCAACUGCCUGAUUGACUUAUUGAAGUAAGGGGGGAAAAUGAAGGAGAAAAAGAAUGAAGGAUUGUUUUUCAGAAACACUGUAGAAAGAAGGAAUGUCUCCAGACAAAACAAAGGAACCACAUUAUUCUUAAAUGAACACUUACUCCUGUAAAUAACUGGACAACUCUCUCUCUCUCUCUCUCUCUCUCUCUCUCUUUUUCUUACUCUCUUUUUCUCUCUCUCUCUCCCUCGCUCCAAACAACUCACUGUUUACAGUAAAUGCUGACAAGAUUUUUUGUUGAUACUUUUUUACACACAGUUUCAAUAACAAGGUUAUGACUCUGUCUAAUACACUCCAAUGUAUCUCCCUCUCUCUCUCUCUCUCUCUCUCUCUCUCUCUCUCCUGGCGUGUGUGUCAGGUAGCAGCAGUGCAGGUCCUGGUAGCUCUUCUGUACUGUACCGUACCGUACCGUACCGUACUGUACCGUGUUCUAGUGUUUGUAUUAACCUUUUGCAUGAGUGUAGCCUAAGUCAAGUGCAUGCAUUAGUGACCUGCACUACCUCUUCUACCCAUCUGUCUGUCUGUAGGGGGUUAGUGUCUGCCUCUUAAUCCAUUUGUCACUUCACCCUGUCUGUCUGUCUGUCUGUCUGUCUGCACUGCUCUCAGUCCGAGGAAGUCUGUAUCUCUCUCUCUCUCUCUCUCUCUCUCUCUCCAUGUUCCUACUUUUCUCUCUCUUUCCUUCGCUGUGUUUCCAUUCAGCCAUUUUAGUUUACUUUUACUGUUCUUAGCUGCGUAUUCCUGAAAUUGUAUUUUUUGUUGAACACGACUGAUGACCGAUAAGGAUUAGGGCUGUCAAUCCGUGUAAAUAUUGAAUCGCAGUCGACGGCGCGAUUGUCCAUAGUUAACUCACGAUUAAUCGCAAAGUAAUUACACAUUUUUACCUAAUAUUCUUAUAAUCAAUGGAAUUACGAUAGCAUGAAGCAUGAGAGCGAUAGCCAUUUAAUCAGCCGACAGCACCCGAUCCCUGUUCCCAAGGAACAAUGUGUUAUCAUCGAUUGCAUUGAUUUUUUUUGUUUUCUUAGAGAAGAGAAAUGUAUAUCUGAUUUAUAAACGUAAUUUAUGUAUUUCAUUUAAUGUAGAUUUUGCUGCAGCACCAAAGGUUUAGAACACAGUGAAGUUAGUUUGAAGAAAGGAGACCACUGCUGGAUCUGAGAGUCAGAUUCAGUGUGUUUACAUGCAUGUUAAAACCACAAUGUCCUGAUAGAAAAUGUGGCUGAUAGAGAGAUACAGCGCCACCUACAGAGGGAGAGUCAGACAUACACGGCCAAUGAAUCGAAUUUCUCCUCCGCAUGUAUGAAUACUCGGACUCGGCAAGUUGUCUAACUGCCGGUCUUAGUCGGACUAUGGCCUUAACUCGAUUAAACUGUGUAUGUAAACGUACUGAAACUAACUUCACGGUCAUAGUCACAGAACGUGUGUGCGUUAAUUGCACGUAAAAACAGAAUCAGUGACUUUAAAAGAAAUCUGCGUUAAAGCAUUGUUAUCGCAUGUAACUUUGACAGCCCUAAUAGGGAUAUUUAUCAAUCCCAAUAUUCCAGACCGUAUAAGGUGUCAACAGCCAGAAUGUGCAUUAUAAGCAUUAUUUGCCAGUGCAAUUGUUGUCUGUUCAGAGGAAACAAUGAAAUGUGUUUCUCGGAUCAUGAAGAAGCUGUAGCUUUUAUUGGCUGUUGAAUGGGAACACAGUGACUCUCUGUGUGUCUCCGUCCCUGUCUUCGUCCUUCAAACCGCCUUGGCAACAGGAUGCCCACAUGCCCGGGGGUUUUGUCUCAUCCGUGUCGUCCAGCACCCACCACAACUCCCUGCCCCAUGUUUAAAUCAACAGCAGCUGCUCUCAAACAGAGAACUGUUUGAGCAUAAAGAGCCCAGUGGUCAAAAAUGCGUUUUUCCCUACGUUUGCUUUGGUUCAAAUUUUUUUUUUAAUUGUCUGUACAUUUUUUAACUGCGACUUUGAUAUGGCUUUUUACAUGUUUGUUAUAUAGUGUGUAUUUAUAUGUGCCAAUCAUACGAGUUUCCAGUGGAGUGAAUGAUUGUUUCUUAAUGGCAUGUAUAUGAAGAAUGAGAGCAAUUUGUAAUGAAGGUGCGUUUAAGUGAUGGGUGUUAUACUGUGAAUGAGAUUCGAGCGUUUGUACGACACAAGUGUUUCCUUUCCAAACACGAGACGGAAUCUUGAAGCAGUCGUACGAACGAAAGGCGAAACGGGAACAUGUGAACAUUUAUUGGAUUGUAAUUGAGUUACACUGCAGUGCCACAAAUAUGAAGGUUACUUUUAGCCUUGCAGUACAGUAUUUGCUUUAUGUCAUCAAAACUUUUUUUUUUUUAUAGCGAACCUGAUGUUUGCCAGGAUUAUAUUCCAUUUUUAAGCGUCAUAUUUCACCAUCAAACCGGACACAAUCAAUGUGAAUCAGUAGACACUGUGUAAUGUCAUGUAAUUAACUGAUAUUUAUGUAUAAGUUACAUAAAUAAUGUUAUUAUAUGUGUAUAUAAAACAAGAGACUGUAACCGUUAUCACCCAAAAAGAAUGGGUGCAUGUUACGAAUGUUACGUUUCUGUCCACAUCCUUCUUCUCUCGCCGUGUGUUUGCGACUUUGGCCGCGAGCAGCACACACUCAGUUUUGAGGUUGACUCGCGUGGUCACGUUCUCUUUGGUUACCCCAAGUUAAAAGUUUUGUAACACUGUCGUCCUCCAAAGAUUCAACAGUGCAACAGUCAGAGUUGCUUCGUGGUCAUUAUUAUUCCUGCAGAUUGGGAGGAAAUAGGUGUGAGUUUUUGGAGAUGGGAGCAGUGAGAUCCAUUUUUGAUAUUAGUUCCCAGUAACUACUCAGCUUGAGUGUCUUCGUGCUGCACAUAAAGAGACAAAAAACAAGACCCUUGUGACGGCAAAAUUGGUUUAUCACGACUUGCGCUGAGAUUUUUGUGCUCCAGCCACUGUUAAGCAAUCUGAGUCACGCUGGAUUCACACGUACGCCAGAUUCAAGCGUCGCCAAACUGCAGUUUGUUGGGUUUGUUUUGCUGCAGCUGAAGUUAAGACAUUUAAUCGCCAAGUUUGACUCUCUGGAGUUACCACAUAUCUGUGACGUCAUCCUGGCAAGUCAAAACUAUAAUCAUUCAGUUUUUACUAGUGAGAAUUUGCAAUUCAGUCAGAAUGACGUCACUUUUGCCAUUCAUGUGUUUGGAGUCUGUCAUUAUCCAAAUUGUAGAUUCCAAAUUCCUGCAGGUAUUUUUAUUUAACUUGAAAGAUUUGAAGAUUCAAAUGUGAACCAUCAGUAAAUUCCAUCACCUUUUUGAGUUUCACAUUUUUUUGUAUUUGCAUAAAAAAAUGUUAGGCCAGAUUUAAACCCAGGUCUCACAAAGAGUCUACAGUACAUCCCUGCCAUUAUAUUUAAAUGGAAAACUACCUCCUCUUUCUAAUAAUGUAUUCUUCAGCAAAUACUACAUAUUAGUACCAGGUAAUUACUUCUACUUCUUCUAAACUGCUCCUACUACAUGCUCAUUUCACCUGAUUCCUUAAAAGUGCUUGUUAAUAGGACACUUGUAUGAAAUUAACAAAAGCCUAACGGACUCAAAUUUGUGCUCAUUAGUACAAAUUUGAUUGGAGAAAUAGCAAAAGUCAUGAUAUAAAUAUCAAACAAAGGGUUUCCAACAGUAAGCAUUGAAUUAAAUUGAUGUUAAAUGGUUAAACAGGGUUUAAAGUAAAUAAUUUUAUGAUUUAUGAUCUUUAAAAUAUCCACUUUCAGGUGUUUAAUGAGUAUCUAAUGUUAUUUGGUGAUCCAGGUGCAAAUUUUCACAGUUCAGUGUAAAGUUUUGAAAUUAUACAUGUUUUGAUAAAGAAUUAACUUCUCUACUGCCUCUCCUGUCGAACACUGGCUACUGCAUUCAAAUUUUGCCAUUGGCUUUCUUAAGGCCCAUUUAUACUCUACUCUCUACAAGACAGUGACGAAAAGUGUAAGUGGGCCGUUAGUCUUUUUAUCUAAUCAGUGCGAAGCUUCUUUUUCCAGACUCCUCCCCCUUUUAUAAACACAGAAGCUGUCUCAUCGGCUUCCUCUCUUUCUUUCAGCUGGUGUUAAAUUGACUACCAGGCCACACCCCCUGCACUGUUCUCCACUCCCCCCUCCCUCCCUCCUCCUCUCACUCACUCAGCUCUCAGGCAUUUUUCAAUUUCAAAAAGCAGGCGGUCUCAGAAGAGGGGGUUUAAUUUAGUUUAACAUGUCUUAAGUUUAAACAUUUACUCAUCAUUAUUCAUCCAUUUCGUAUCAUUUUGGGCCAUAAUUUGCCUCCAACACACAGACACAAGUUCCUGCAAUUGUAAGAUGUGUAUGUUUGUUUUUUUAAUUUAUUUUUUAUUUUACUUUAUUGUAAUUUAAUUAAGAUCACUAAUCUUGCCAAGCUCCAUGAAGUGUGUUAUGAUUGAUAUAAGUGUACUUUGUAUGUAUGCGUGUAUGCGUGUGUGUGUGUGUGUGUGUGUGCUGCACCUUUAUAAGAGUUUUAAUAGACUGUGUGAGGUGUUACACAUAAAGACCUUUGUUUACUAAAGCUAUCCAAAUAAUAUAUUGUAUGCUCGUCAUAUCUUAACAACGUGCACUAUGUUUGCAUGGACAGUUUUGCAAAGGACGCACCAGUUUCCUUUUGUCAAAAACUGCGUGUUUUGAAAUAUAAAUAUGUGUAUGAAAACUUAACUGUACAAAAUGGCCUUAAAACCUUCACUGAUUUUCUCGGAAUUGUGCGAUGCCUUCUUCAGAAAAACGAGUUGUUUGAAAAAAACAAAACAAAAAACAAAUUGAUCGUUAUCUAUUUUGUGUCGGUGUUUCUAUUGCUUUCUAGUGGAUUUUCUUUGCACAAGUUCAACUAUGAGGAAAAAAAACUGUUAUCUUGUACUUUUUUGAAAUGGUGAUUAAUCAGAGAAAGCAUGGCUGAAGUACUGAUUGUCUGAUAUUAUAUAAAUAUAUAUUAUAGAUGACUAUUUCUGUAUUGAACUAUGGAUUUUUAAAAUAUUAUUCAUAUUAAACACUACAUUUGCUGGACA
Solea solea (common sole) is the source of this 7234-nucleotide messenger RNA. Its product is annotated as copine-8. Gene Ontology annotation, cellular component: plasma membrane. Gene Ontology annotation, molecular function: calcium-dependent phospholipid binding. Gene Ontology annotation, biological process: cellular response to calcium ion. The coding region runs from base 142 to 1836 and encodes 564 amino acids. Lineage: Eukaryota; Metazoa; Chordata; Actinopteri; Pleuronectiformes; Soleidae. The record is from RefSeq and is a predicted model, not a curated record. The transcript is spliced from 20 exons.